Terrapene triunguis (Three-toed box turtle) is the source of this 2429-nucleotide messenger RNA. RefSeq names its product cyclin dependent kinase 5 regulatory subunit 1 (gene CDK5R1). The coding region runs from base 1 to 912 and encodes 303 amino acids. Gene Ontology annotation, molecular function: protein kinase binding; cyclin-dependent protein serine/threonine kinase activator activity. The transcript has a single exon. Gene Ontology annotation, cellular component: protein kinase 5 complex; cytoplasm. The record is from RefSeq and is a predicted model, not a curated record. NCBI's taxonomy places the organism in Eukaryota, Metazoa, Chordata, Testudines, Emydidae. Gene Ontology annotation, biological process: activation of protein kinase activity; brain development; positive regulation of cyclin-dependent protein serine/threonine kinase activity.
AUGGGCACGGUGCUGUCGCUGUCCCCCAGCUACCGCAAGGCGCCGCUGUGCGAGGAUGGCGCGGCCGGCGCGGGGCAAUACACCGCGGUGCAGAACAGCAAGAACGCCAAGGAGCGCAGCGUGCGGCGCAACCCCAUCCUGGCGGCGCUGCCCUGGAAGCGCAUCGCCGCCGUCUCGGCCAAGAAGAAACACUCCAAGAAGGUGCAGCCCAGCGCCGGCUACCAGAGCAACGUCGCCCACCUCAACAGCGAGAACCUGAAGAAGUCGCUGUCCUGCGCCAACCUCGCCACCUUCGCGCAGCCCCCCGCGCAGCCCGCGGCCCCGCCGCCGCCGCUCUCCGCGGCCAAGAGCGCAGCGUCCUCCGGCCGCAAAGCGCCGCCCAACCCCAGCGCGGCCGGCACCCCGAAGCGGGUCAUCGUCCAGGCCUCCACCAGCGAGCUGCUGCGCUGCCUGGGCGAGUUCCUGUGCCGCCGCUGCUACCGCCUCAAGCACCUCUCGCCCACGGACCCCGUCUUGUGGCUGCGCAGCGUGGACAGGUCGCUGCUCCUGCAGGGCUGGCAGGACCAGGGCUUCAUCACCCCGGCCAACGUGGUCUUCCUCUACAUGCUGUGCCGGGACGUCAUCUCCGCCGAGGUGGCCACCGACCACGACCUGCAGGCCAGCCUGCUGACCUGCCUGUACCUCUCCUACUCCUACAUGGGCAACGAGAUCUCCUACCCGCUCAAACCCUUCCUGGUGGAGAGCUGCAAGGAGGCCUUUUGGGACCGCUGCCUCUCCAUCAUCAACCUCAUGAGCCCCAAGAUGCUGCAGAUCAACGCGGACCCGCACUACUUCACCCAGGUGUUUGCUGACCUGAAGAACGAGUGCAGCCAGGAGGAGAAGAGCCGGCUCCUCAUCGGGCUGGACCGGUGAGCGCCCCCCGCCGCUGGGACCGGGGCACCUUUGUGGUGCUUUGUUUUGUCAGACACAGGUGGCGGUUGGGUGGAUCUUGGAACUAGCCGCCCAGCCCCCAGCUGGCAGCACUGACCUUUGAACACUUGCAGCCCGGCUUGGCCUCCAGCGGCGCUGCAGCCACAGGGGUGGGUGUGAAGCUGUUGUUGUAGCCAGUAUCUGUUUGGUUUCUGUAACUGCCUGGAGAUCCAUUGCUCCCUCCACUUCUUGGGCCAUAGCACCAAGUGCUCAGUGGGGGCUUGGCUGUCCCUUUGCCCAGACAGUAUCUGCUAGAGGCAUUAUCCACGCAGAAGUCUUCACCCUUGUGAACAGGCGGCUUCAAAAAAUGACUUGAAGGAAAUGCUGGCCUUUCCUUUCUUGAAGGGCCUGGUGGUGUGGGGAUGGGGUAAUCCAAUGGAGUCUUGAGCAUCUGGCAUUUCACAAAGGGAUCCAAUGCUUUAAAGCUGGCGGGGGUUCAGAGCUGCACAAAACGAAGAAAAUUAACCUUAAAAACAAUCAGUAUCAAACUCCAAAAGGGACUUAUUGCAUGUAACGUGUAGUUAGCUGGGAAGGCGAGUGGGGGAGAGGUGGAAUUGCACACACCUUUGACUCUGCAUUGGUGGCUCACACAGUUAAUUUUCAAAAUUCCCAGAUUCGGGAAAGCCCAACUUUGAGCAGGCAAAACAGUGCCUCACAGGCAUAGAAUUAUCAUUCAUGAUCAGUGCUGCAGCCUACGUCUAAGGCGAGUUUGGAAUGCUGUGUCACCAGCCAAGGCACCAAGAGGUGAGGUGGCCAGGUUGGGAUUGGUGAGACCACACCUGUGGCUAUUGUUUUGGUUUGCAAUGGCAAAUAAUUCUGUGCUAGUCAGUAACAUGACUAUCUGCAGCCCACCCUGGUCCUGUCACAAGUGGUGGACAUUAUUCUAUUCAUGUUUUCUGAACUGCAGCAGUAGUGGUCUGUAUUGAUGUGUCCUACUGUAGGGUUUAAUGGCACUAUCAGUUGCUUUCCCUAGUCUACCUGAUCACUCUGUGUGGAAUUGGGCCUAUUUAUGUCUGCUGUUUACCUCUGAUGUCAGCGUGCGGGUACAGCAUGUUUAUUGAAACAUAGGGGACAAAGAGGUUGUUAAAAUAAUUUCAGAAAGAAAAAGCUCAUCACCAAGUGGGCAGAGGGGACUGGGCCUUACAGCCUACACUAGAAAUAGUAAUGCAGCUUUUCUUUCCUUGGAAUCCUACUGAUUGAGUUAACCAUGUCAUUUAAAAGACCAGGGUUCCUGGUUCUAGAUGCUAACACACACUUUAAUGCUACUGAAAAGUGAAUUCACUUUUGGGUUGAAGCUCACAGGUAAUCUUAUCCUCUGGCUUUAUAGCUUCUUACAGUGCCAGAUGGUGAGGAAAACCAAGACUAGUGUUUCAUUGCAUGUAAUAUGGCUGCAGACACAGACUGGUUUGAAAUCUCUAUAGGCGUCUUCAAAUCCAACACUAGGUUUAAGGAUGCGGGCA